CCGCCCCGCCGCCGCCAGCGCCGCCGGCGGGGACGGGGCCGACAGCGGCCCCGCGGCGGGGGCUCGGCUGCCCGCGGUGCCGGGGCGCCCCGCCGCCUCCCCUGGGCCGGGCGCGGGAGGGGACGCGGGGCGGCCGUGCUGCUGCUGCCGGCCGGGGCUGCUGCCCCCCGCCAGGCUCCCCUGCUGCUGCGGCGGCGGCUGGGACGGGGCGGAGGUCCUGGGCGGGGGCGGCUCGGCGGGGCCGCGGCCGCCCGCCAGCUGCGAUUCCAGGGAUCCCACCAGGUCGCUGAGCGCCUUCUCGUCCACCUCCUCGGAGAAGAGCAGCAUCUCUUCCAGGGGGUCCGACGCGCCCGCCGCCAUCUUGCGCUGAGCUGGGAGCCGGCGCCGCACCGCGCACGCGCGGGGCUCUGCUGCGCGCGGGGCAUCAUGGGAGGGGCGGGGCCGAGGCACCGCCCCGGGGAGGGACCGGGAACAACCAGAGACGGGCUGGGAACACCGGGAACAGCCAGAGACGGGCUGGGAACAGCCAGAGACAGACUGGGAACACCGGGAACAGCCGGAGACGGGCUGGGAACACCGGGAACAGCCAGGGACGGGCUGGGAACACCGGGAACAGCCAGAGACAGACUGGGAACACCGGGAACAGCCAGAGUUGGAGCGGGAACAGCCAGAGACGGGCUGGAAACACCGGGAACAGCCAGAGACAGACUGGGAACACCGGGAACAGCCAGAGUUGGAGCGGGAACAGCCAGAGACGGGCUGGAAACACCGGGAACAGCCAGAGACGGGCUGGGAACACCGGGAACAGCCAGAGACGGGCUGGGAACACCGGGAACAGCCAGAGACGGGCUGGGAACACCGGGAACAGCCAGAGACAGACUGGAAACACCGGGAACAGCUAGAGUUGGAGCGGGAACAGCCGGAGACAGGAUGGGAACACCGGGAACAGCCAGAGUUGGAGCGGGAACAGCCGGAGACCGCUCGGGAACACUCGGGACCGCCCGAGGGACUGACUGGGACCGCCUCAGACACCGCCCCUGUGUCCGCCCGUGUGCCAUCCCCGGGACCCGGCGGGCGCGGCAGAGGCUGCGGUGCCGCUGGAGAAGCCGCGGGCAGCACCGUGUGCCGGGCGCUGCCGCAGGAUGCGGGAUGUGGAGCAGCCCCUGCCCGCCGGUAUCCGCAGGGACCCCGCGGGCAGGGCCCAGCCCGGUGCCGUCCCCGGCCCGCCCGGGGGAACCGACGGACCCGCCCGGGCUGCCCCGCACCGGCCCCUGGGCGGGAGCUGCGCCGCGGGAGCUGCCCCGGGCCCUCCGCCCCUCGGCUGCCCCGCUCCGUGUGCGCUGCGGGCUGUGCGUGUCCGAACCCACUGCUCUCCCGCACCACGGCGGCUGCGGGGAUACAAUUUCCUAGCGGGGACGCUGUUGGAAGACGACAACUUGUAAACCAAAAAUAAGACUCUCUGCAUCACCACAGCAGCUGCUGCGGUGUGCUGAUCCCGCAGCAUCCCCACGGGAGAUGUAAGGUAGUUCAUUUUGUUACUAACACUUUGGCCAUCGCGCUCCUGUGUGCCCUUUUCCCAUCGACACUUCCUCUCGCACUCGGAAAUACCAUUUAAGAGAAAGACGGUAGUCCUAAAUCAUCAUUUUUAUAACUAAUGACAGGGCAGUGCCUUUGAUGAGACCCUCCAAAUAAAAAGUUUCCCCCUAUGAUGGGGAAUCCUCACAGAUUUAUGCUCCAGGCAGCAGACAGAGAUUGGAUUGCAGCUCUGUCCCUGCUGCCCUGCAAUAGCAGGAUUUCCUAGAAAACUGAGUCAGGUGUCUCAGUGAAUAACCCCCCUUCGAUUGCUCACUGCGCUGGUGGGAGCAGGUGAAGGGCUCUCAGUGCACUCCGCUCCUCUCCAGUCCCAACUCCAUCUGUUCAUACCCUGUACAACCCUCUGGAGUCACCACACUCAACUGCUCUGUUACCUUCUCUUUCCUCUCAAUGAAGGUCACAUUUUUAUUCAGGAUAGUUUUUCCUGAUUGUCCUUUAGGAGCAGGUUUGUGAUGAAUCAAAAUAAACCGCUCUUAAAACGCAUUAAAUAUGGGUUGCACCAGUUUAAUUAGGAUAAGUUUAAAUGUCUCUUGAAACUAAACCAGUGCAUAUUUCUUCAAUAAAGUGGCCAGUAAAAUACUGAAAGCCCAAAGGUGUGGUCAGGAUGUAUGAGCAGGAGAUGGUGCAGUAAGUGAAUGGGAAAGCACAGCAGUGGUUAUGAAAGGCAGCAUUAAAUGUACACAAGAGGUCUAUACAUCAAAAAUUUGCUUAGCAAAUGAGUAUUGCUUUUGUGGAGUGCUACAGCUGAAUUAAAUUUGGAUUUUUAACAAAUGUUUCUACCUGGAAAUUUAAUUAAAACAUAGUAGAUGCUGUGACUAUUUGUUAUUGCACAAAUAGAAAGAAUAAUAAUUUGGGUUGGGAAAAAUAUCAAUCUAUCCAAUCUGUGUUAUGAGUCACACAUUUUAUUGAUUUUAUCAGAGAACAUUUCAUUAAUCCCUCAGUUGCCCUGAUCUUGGACUUCAUUUGCAUACCACCAUCUCCAGAGUUUUCAUAAGAGAAUGAAAAGUUAGACAUGUGAUUCUGCAAUUAGUACUGACUAUGAAACAAAUUUUAAUGUCCAUUUUUCUGUGGCAUUAAACUGGGUGUGUCCAUAAAAACCACCCUGGAGGAAACUUUAUUGCUUCGUAACUUCAGAAGAUAAAAGUCACAUUCCCACCGGAAGGAGAAAAUGGCAAGUAUUAAAAUUUUAACAGGUAUUUGUGGGUGGUAAAUCUAUAGAACAUUUAUUAGUAUUUCUUCCCACUCACCUCUUCUAAAUUGAGCCAUUUUUUAUAUAUAUAUAUAAACACACAGAGUAAGAAAGUACAAUAGAAUGUUUUAUUUAAUAAAACAUGAUGGACAGUAACUCACACUGGACUGCUUUCAAGUCAAGAGGUGAGGACAUACCUAAGAAUAUCUAUAAACUUGCUGCUGAAAGUGGUUUUGGGCUUGGGCUUUCACAUAGAGAACAAGACUUCUAGUAAAGCACAGAAUCUCUGUGAACUUUUUUAUUCAUUCUUCUGCUAUAAAAUUACUUUUCAAAUAUUCACAUGUGUUUCAUCACAGAAAACAUUUCUGAACAUAUUUAUUGCUCUUUCGUUUUUAGGAAUUAUAUAUGUAAAGAAUAUUAAAAAAAAAAAAAUCAAAGAUAAAGAAUAGUCUUUAGGGAAGUUAACUUCCAACCAUGGUCUUAAAAUUGCCUGUGAAAGAAAAUCCACCACAGAACUUGCUGAGCUGCUCUUCAGCUCUCUAUACUGCAAAACCCUGUGCCCUGUUUCCAGCCCAGGUUUGUCACCAAUAACUCAGUACACAAUAGGAUCCCUCUGCCAUGUUCAGCUGCACAGUGAUAACAGGUCACAAACAGCUUCUUGUCUUCUAAAGAGGUGAAAGUGCUUAGAAAGGAGCACUAUUUUCCUGGUUCUGUGUUUCUCUAAAAUACACACUUUCAGUGCCUUCAAUAUGCAAUUCAACUACCUUAACUUUAAAUUUAACAUCAAGAUGGUACCUACCAGGUUCAAAUCAGAUUUUCAGAUUGCUUCUUAAAAUGAACUUACAGAACUCUUUACCUCUAUUACUGAAAUUUACUUUACACUAUAAAAAUAUUUCUUUAACUGCUGAUUUUAAGUAUGACUUGGAAAUGAUAAAUUCCCAACAUUGGAGAGCACAAAGAUGACUAGAAAACAAGCAGCUGCCCUAGGAAUAGCAUAGAACUGUUUAGGUUGAAAAAGACCUCUGAGAUUCCCCCAGCACUGCCAAGGUCACCACAAACCCAUGUUCCCAAGUGCCACAUCCACACGUCUUUAAAUCCCUCCAGGGAUGGGGACUCUACCACUGCCCUGGGCAUCCUGUUCCAGCACCUGACCACCCUUUCUGUGAAGAAAUUUUUCCUAUUUUCCAACCUGAUCCUCCCCCGGCACAGCUUGAGGCCAAUUCCCUCUUGUCCUGUCCCUUGUUCCCUGGGAGCAGAGCCCAAGUCCCACCUGGCUCCCCCCUCCUGUCAGGGAGUUGUGAGAGUGAGAAGGUCCCCCCUGAGCCUCUUUUUCUCCAGCCUGAGCCCCCCCAGCUCCCUCAGCCCCUCCUCAUAAGAUUUCUGCUGUAGACCCUUCACCAAACCCAGGUCAACUGCUUGGAAGGCAGAAUAUGUUUAAAUUCAGUUUCAUGUAUCUCAGUUGCAAAGGAAUUUCAUUUUUAUAUAUGACUUGUAGAAAUUUUGGAGCUCUUCAAGUUAGUUGUAAAUACUUCUCUACUCACCUAGACAGGACUUGAUGGAGAGGCUCAGGAAUAUUUGACAUCAAGAAGGCUACAAUUUAACCCUUAAGCUUUUCAAGGGGGUUGUUUUCUAUUCCUAACUUUUUUUUUUUUUUUUUUUUAAUUCAUUCUGGCCAACUUCUCUCUUUCCGAAACUUGCAAGUUGUUUCAGAAAAGAGCAUCCAGCCUGUUCAGGCUCCAGAGGAGACACUGGAAGGGGACCCCAUCCAUGUCUGUCAGUGUGUGCAGGGAGGGGGCAGAGGCUGGAGCAGGCUCUGCUCGGGGGGCCCAGCAAUGGCACAGGAGGAAUGGGCAGGAACUGAUGCCCAGGAAGGUCCAGCUGGACAGGAGGAAGAACUUCUUUGCUGGGCAGUGACCCAGCCCUGAACAGAGACCAGAGAGGGUGUGGAGUCUCCUCCCUGGGGAUAUUCCAGAACCAUCUGGACACAAUCCUGUGCUGUGUGCUCUGGGAUGACCCUGCUGGAGCAGAUGACCCACUGUGGUCCCUUCCAACCUGACCCACUCUGUGAUACCGUGAAAAAUAAACUCUGACAGUUUUCCACUUGAA
This is a messenger RNA of Pseudopipra pipra, 4888 nucleotides long. Its product is annotated as elastin-like. The coding region runs from base 427 to 1410 and encodes 327 amino acids. The record is from RefSeq and is a predicted model, not a curated record. Lineage: Eukaryota; Metazoa; Chordata; Aves; Passeriformes; Pipridae. The transcript has 2 exons.